UUUACGACUUACGGGUACAAACGUACAAUCGUACACCCACACCAAAACAGACGUUGCUUCUACAAGCCGCCGUCACGCGGCGGUUGCCUUGGACAGAAUGACACGCGUGACAGGCUGUCGCGAGUCUGAUCAUCGCACUAUGGCUCUAACCCAUGCCACUCUUCAGAUCCUGAUUUCCGUUCGGAGAUUGCAGUCCAACAGGCAACAAGUGUGGCUGCAUUUUUAGCACAACGAAGUUUUCGACAUUGCGCCACCAGUGUUUCUUUUUCUAUUUUAUCAUUUAUUCUUGCUAAUCUUUGUUAAUGGGUCAUCUUCUCGUGGCUGCUGUCGUGGUUGUGCUGGCCUUCAGCGUGCAAGACCGCCUUCUCUGUUCAGCUCAACGCAGAGCUCGCCACCCAGUCGGGGUGGACAGAAUGAAUAAGAUUUUGAACGACGCGAAACGACGCAACGGCCACGGCACCAUGCAUCUGCACGGAUACGGAAUUGGUCCCUCGUCUCAGGAUUAUCCGAUAGCGGAAUGGCCGCCCCACACGGAAAUCAUCCGAGCCACGGAAGGCGGCACACUCCUCCUUCCCUGCAACAACACGAACAACCGUCCGAUGCUUUUUAACUGACAGACGAAAAACGCGCGCAAUGUUAUUGUUGGACGCGGUUAAAAUUCUGGUCGUUGCGGCUGCUGCAGUAAAAGCAACCAAGAGACAGCCGUCAUCCACAGUUUGCACGUCGGAUCUCUGCCAGCUUAUUGCCCGUGAAAUCGUCUCCAGUAUGGAUGAAACCAUCGACCCGUGCGUGGAUUUCUUCGCUUACUCAUGCAACCGCUGGAAUAGCACCCACGGUCUGGUGCACAACGUGCUCAUUCCCAAAAUCUCCAAACAAAUUCAAGAAAUGCUCGCCAGUGGAAAUUAUACCAAUCCCACCGAAAAAAAGGCAACUGGCAUAUACAACCAGUGCAUAAACCAGACGAACGAGCGGCCAUUCGACGACGGCAAUCUUUUGCGCACUAUUGAAGACUUGUUAGGUGGAUGGUCCCUAUUAAAAGACCCUCGUAAUGUGUCCGCUUUUCAUCUGGAAGAAGCUCUAGUGCGUCUGCACCAAAACGGCAUUUCGACCUUCAGCGGUCUGUCCGUACAAACAAACGAAUUUUCUAUCGAGGAAAAUAUCCUGCACUUCAUGAUGCCUGGUCGCCUUUUCAAGCGGUGGGAAUUAGAUACACUGGUCAACCCCAAUAACAAGCGCCUUGCUCCCUUUGCAUUUGCGGAAUUAUUGUACAAAUGGGCGCCGGUCGUACAGCGUUUACUGAAAGCAGCCAAUGCAAGUUUCCUGUGGUCUACUGUUAAAAACCGAUUCGAGCAAGCCCUUCUGUUGGACUUUAUGUUGGCGAAGGGGCCAACAGGACCGGUGUAUUAUCGAGAGCGCCUAACCUUCGGUGAUCUUUCUAGACCACCAUUCCGCUCGCAGUUUCUAUCAAGCUUUUUGCACCUGUUUAACGCGAUGCUUAAAGCUUCUUCGAUAAACUAUCAAGCCACAACCGCUACGCAGCUUGCGGUUCCUGAUCAGUUUGAAUACCUCCUCAAUCUAGAUCAGACGAUGGCUCAGCUGGAAGGCGACGGGGAUGCGGGACUGACGACACUGGCUGAUUGGUUGUGGUGGACCGCCGUCAAUCACUACCACCUUAUAUAUCGAGUAACGGACAUCUGCGUGGGGCUGGUUAAAGCGGCCAUGCCGUUGACCGUAUCGGGAAUGUUCUUUAAGACAUAUAUACCAAAGAAAGCGGUUCAAAAGGCAAAAGUGCUGGCAUCUGAAAUUGCCAACGCAGUUCGCGAUGCAGUCCUUCUCAAGACGCCCUGGAUGGACCAGACAACGAAGGAAGCGGCCAUGGACAGGCUGAAUGAUACACUACUGAACGUUGGUUUUCCCGAGGAGUUGGUGGAGAAUUGGACGCUCUUGGAUAACUACUACACAAGGAUUCAAGUGGAAAUGUCAUUCUUCGACACACUGCGCACCAUCGGUCAAAGCAACAGCUGGAUCAACCUGCAAAGACUCUCUCGCACAAACGCCCGCAACGAUCCGUUCUUUCCGGCCGAUAGGACCUUGGUAACCCUCGAAACCUACACUCAAAACCGUUAUAUUGUUAUUCCGGCGGCCGUAGUACAGACACCAAUGUUUUACGCAAGCGACAUGGACAUUUUGGACUACGCUCGCAUGGGUUUUCUCAUUGGCCACGAAUUCACCCAUAUUAUCGAUAUCGAAGUGAAAGAACUUGGGAACGACGGCAAACCUCUUAAGUGGUGGACCGAUACGACGCAGAACAAUUAUAACGCGAGAAACUACACUUUGGUGGAUUUCUACAACAGUAUUAGCACGAAGAACGUCAGUGUCGAUGGACGGCAAACUCUCAUCGAGAACACUGCCGACAACGGCGGAUUCCAGGCUGCUUUUUUGGCUUUUCGUAAUUUUAUGCGUCGCACUGGAUACCGCAUAACGCUACCCGGGUUAGAAACCAUGGAUGAGAAGCAGCUGUUCUGGUUAACUGGAGCUCAGGCAUGGUGCAUCCGUCCACCAGGAUUAGUCGACGAAACUCACUCACCGUUUCGAUUUCGUGUAAUGGGACCGUACAUAAACAGCCCAGAUUUCGGGGCGUCUUACAACUGUCCUCUGGGAUCCCCGAUGAGCCCAGGGAUUAAAGCGUGUUAGAGACAGGUUUAACUUUUAAUUGAGGAAGUAUCUGUGCAUGGUGGUGUAGUGAUUG
Paramacrobiotus metropolitanus is the source of this 2749-nucleotide messenger RNA. RefSeq names its product endothelin-converting enzyme 1-like. The record is from RefSeq and is a predicted model, not a curated record. NCBI's taxonomy places the organism in Eukaryota, Metazoa, Tardigrada, Eutardigrada, Parachela, Macrobiotidae. The transcript has 13 exons. Gene Ontology annotation, biological process: protein processing. Gene Ontology annotation, molecular function: metalloendopeptidase activity. Gene Ontology annotation, cellular component: plasma membrane. Bases 634 to 2694 code for a protein of 686 amino acids.